AUGGACGCGCUGUUGGACCGGCUGUGGGAGCUGGCGAACGAGGACGACGACCCGCGCAGCGCCCGACGCGGCGAGCGGAUAGCGGAGGCGCGCGCGCUCUGGCGGGCGCUGGAGGUCCUGCUGACGUCUUUGCGGCCCCAGGAGCUGGCGGUGGGCGACGGGACGUUCACCAAGACGCUGGCCUGCGUUCGCUCCGUGCUGAGCGACCUGAGCUACUGGGUCGCUGCUCCAGCUGGAGAUGCAGCCAUAGCAGCGGCUACGGCAGGCGACGACGGCUCCGGCACGCUCUUCGUGUGCGUGAAUCGAGUCCUGCUCAAGGCCGCGAGUCGCGGCGAGCACGAGCGUGAAGCUCUCGUGCGGGACGGCGUGGCGGACCUGAUCGUGCAGUGCGGCGAGUCGGUGCAGCCGAGCUCGACUCUGUCGGCUGUUGAAGCGGCCGCAGCUCUGCAGACGCUGCAGUCCUUGGCCGUGGACAGCAAGAGCCGACCGAGCUUACAAGUCUCGCACACGAUUCGCCUCUGUGUGAUGCUCAUGCAAAGGCACACGACUGUGUUUGCGGUGCAGUUGCGAGCGUGUCAGUUCCUGCACCAAAUGGCGCUGGAGGAGGACUGCAAGGAACGUAUUGGACGUCAUGGAGGCUUGCAGGCGGUCACGAGCGCGCUGGCUCGCUUUACAGAAGAGGUUGAGCUGGUGGUCACAGCGCUGGAUGUGCUGUUCUUCCUCUGUGUGGGGCUUGAGUAUCACGACGGCCCAGAUGCAAGCGCUCCGUAUCGUGGGGCUAAUGCGGUAGUUUUCCACGGAGUUGUCAACGCUGUCGUUGACGCAAUGCGCGUACUGCAAAGUGUGGAACUCGUGCAAGCCAACGGAGUUGCUGUUCUCAACAGGUACGCCCUGUAUUCAAUUUUGACGAGACUAUAG
Messenger RNA from Phytophthora sojae, 918 nucleotides. RefSeq lists its product as hypothetical. Lineage: Eukaryota; Oomycota; Peronosporomycetes; Peronosporales; Peronosporaceae. The transcript has a single exon. The coding region runs from base 1 to 918 and encodes 305 amino acids. The record is from RefSeq and is a predicted model, not a curated record.